This is a messenger RNA of Neltuma alba, 603 nucleotides long. RefSeq lists its product as uncharacterized. The transcript is spliced from 3 exons. NCBI's taxonomy places the organism in Eukaryota, Viridiplantae, Streptophyta, Magnoliopsida, Fabales, Fabaceae. The coding region runs from base 1 to 603 and encodes 200 amino acids. The record is from RefSeq and is a predicted model, not a curated record.
AUGAACCUGCCGCUCUACGUAGAUAAUGCUUAUGAGUCAUGGACCAAUUUGAAGAAAGCAUUCUUGGAUAAGUAUUUCCCCUCUAUAAAGAUUUCAGUUGACUGCAAGGAAAUUUCGGUAGCUAAGCAAGAACCAUUCGAAACAUUCUUUGAAUUUUGGAACAGGUUCCAAGAGAUGCUUACCUGGUGCCCUAACCAUCAGAUUCUUGAGGAGUACUUGACAACAUGUGAGCUCAAGGGAUUCAAUGGACCCCAAGAUCCACUUUUGGUAAAGCUAGCCCAAGACAUGUCUAAGCUUGCAAGUAAGACAACUAUUCCUAAGGCUUUACUUGAUUUAGGUGCUUCCAUUAAUGUUAUGCCUAGGUCAAUGUAUGAGUCCUUACAAAUUAAAAGUCUUAAACCUACCACUAUGAUGCUCCAGUUAGCUGAUAGGACUAUAAGGUACCCAUACAACUUCUUAGAGGAUAUCCUAGUGAAAGUCAAAGACUUAGUUAUCCCUGCUGAUUUUUAUGUCUUGGAUAUGCCUAAUGGACAAGGUGGGGAUGGGACCUUAAUUUUGGGUAGACCCUUUUUAAGAACUGCUAAUACUAACAUUGACAUGUAA